Molecule: messenger RNA, 1503 nt
Organism: Prunus armeniaca (apricot)
Lineage: Eukaryota; Viridiplantae; Streptophyta; Magnoliopsida; Rosales; Rosaceae
Source: the annotation of a GenBank genome assembly
AUGGAAUUGGAAGAUCAACAAUUCAAGCAUCUAUGCAAGUUCUGCAGCAAGAGCUUUCCCUGUGGUAGAUCCUUGGGAGGUCACAUGAGGUCUCACUUGACCAAUAAUUCGGUAGAAACAGAGGAAAAACUCAUAAUCGGCAAAGUUAAACUCCCAUCAGCCAACAAUGUUAAUUCUGAUUUUGAAACCGGACCUCAUCAUCAGCCAGGUUAUGGCCUCAGAGAGAACCCCAAGAAGACUUGGAGGCUUGCAGAUUCAAGUGAGGACACUUCACUUCUCCCUGACAAGUUUUGCAGAGAAUGUGGUAAAGGGUUUCAGUCUUGGAAAGCUCUGUUUGGUCACAUGAAGUGCCACUCAGAGAAAGAAAGAGUUGUUAAUUCCAUCAAUAGCUUUGAUGAAGAAGAAGAAGAAGAUUCUUGGACUUGUGCCAACCAGAAGCUAGUCAUGGACAACCAAUCUGACAACGAAACUACUACUCCCAACAGGAGAAGAAGAUCGAGACGAAGAAGAACAAGGUACAUGGGCACAACAACCUCCUCUUCCAAUUUCUCUAUUGCUAAUGCUGCCACUUCCUCUGUUUCUGAGAUUGAGCAAGAACAAGAAGAGGUUGCUCUGUGUUUAAUGAUGCUUAAAAGGGAUGCGGGUCACUGGGGUGGCUUGAAAUUUGUAGCACAUGACUCCUCUGAUAACAAUUCUGUGUUCUCUGAAGCUCCUUCAUCAGGUCGAACAAAUCAGGCUAAUGCUGAUAUUAAGGGUAAGGUUUCUGUCUGCAGUGGUAUUGAGAUUUUGAAACUGAAGAAGAAACUUAAUAAAAAGACAUUGGAGCUUGGAAAUUUGGAUUCUGAUUUUUCAAAACAUGGGUCUAGGAUGAAAAAAGAAGAACUUCUUUCUGCUGUUGGGUCAGAGCAAUCUCUGAAAACAUUGAGCACAACUAGAGGUGAUGUUUUAGAUUCUGAAGCAGUCUGCAAGAGUUCUCAAAAGAGAAGCAAAUUUGAGUGCACUACUUGCAACAAGGUUUUUAGGUCAUACCAAGCUCUAGGAGGCCAUAGAGCAAGUCAUAAAAAGAUCAAAGGAUGCUUUGCCUCAAAAGUUGAAAGCAGUGAAAACACCAUUGAAACAGACCUCUCUCCUGAGCCAACAUCAGACAGUAAGCUCAGCAAGUCUUGCAACAAUGAAAACCCCAUUAAGCAUGAUGUUAAAGCUGAGAUUAGUACAGAGAAUAAAGGUCAUGCUUGUCCAAUUUGUCUAAAAGUUUUCCCCUCAGGCCAAGCCUUGGGUGGUCACAAGAGAUCCCAUUUGAUUGGUGGUUCAGCUGAGAAUAAAAACAGCCAAACCAUUGUAAUUCAGAAACCUGCAGCACCUGAAGUCAGGGACUUUCUUGAUCUCAAUCUCCCUGCUCCUGUUGAAGAAGAGAUCAGUAGCAGCCAUGCUGCUGCCUUUAAGCCAUGGUGGGUUGGAAGCAGCCAUAAGCAUGAGGCCCUUGUAGGCCUCAUCUCCAACUGA